AUGAUCCAAUUAUUAAACUUUAAUAAUUAUUUUUUAAAUAAUAAUAAUAAAAAGAAUAAAAAAGAUUAUUCAAUCUACGAACCAUUACAAAAACGAAACAAUAAUAAUAAUAAUAAUAAUAAUAAUAAUAAUAAUAAUAAUAAACGUCGUGGCCAAUACGAAAAACAACAAGAAGAAGAAACAAGUAAAAAUCAAAGAUCAUAUAGUAUAACAAGAGUUGGAUCUGGCGUGAUUAGUUUUGAUAUUGGAUUUACAGACGAAUCAACAAUGGAAAUAUAUAAAGAAUUAAAGUCGACGCCUAUCAGUUCGAUAAAAUCUUCAGUCAAGAUGAGGAAUGGUAUCAUAUCAUUGAAACGAUCAGAUUCACUUGCCAUUGCUCUCAAGGUACUACAUGAAAAUGAUAUCUCUUCAAGUCCUGUCAUUGAUCCAAAUCUUGGUUGUAUUGGUUUGGUUGAUAUGUUUGAUAUUGUUGAAUAUGUUUAUUCAAUGGUUAAAAAAGCUGAAAAUUCAACAAAUUCAAAUAAUGAAAAAAUUCAAAAGAUAGUAUCAAAAAGUUAUUAUAAUUUACAAUUGGAUCCUGUAUCUGUUGUUAUUAAUCGAUUGAGUGAUGCAGAGACCAAUAUACCAAUCGUUUCAGAGGGCCAUAAUAUCAUUUCACUUAUCGAACUUUUUGCCAUGGGUUGUCAUCGUGUACCAAUCUAUGCAAUCAACAAUCAACAAUCAAAUGGUGGAUCUGUAUUGUCAUUGUCAUCGUGUGGAGUUGGUGGUGGUAUUCCCAAACUGACCCGAGUCAUUAGUCAAACAGAUUGUAUUAUAUGGGCAUGGGAGAACCCAAUCAUCAGAGAGGAAAUUAUCAAUUCUAGUAGCAAGGUAAGAGAUUGCUAUAGACCUUCUCCAAAAUGUGUUUUACCUUCAACUCCCAUUGUAGAGGUUCUAAAAAUCCUCAAUGCAAACAAAAUCAGUGCAGUUGCAAUUGUAAAUGAUAAAGGAAAAUUAAAAGAUGAAAUUAGUACUGAUAGUUUUAAGGGAAUAAAUGAAAAGAAUUUAGAUAUAAUAUUUGAAGAUGUUAAAAAAUUUAUGAAAUCAAAGGUUCAUAAAUCAUCAUCGGAUGCAAAUACCAUCCGUACUUGUACAUUAGAUUGGUCAUUAAAAGAGGUUUGGGAAUUAUGUUUUAAAUUUAAGUGUCACAGAGUUUGGGUAUUGGAUGAAGACAAGGUUCUAUGUGGUAUCAUUAGUUUGGGUGAUCUUUUAAAAUCAUUUAUCGUUAAUAUCCCUAGAUCAGUUCCAAGUUCUCCUCCAACUUCUGGUCGUAUUUCACCUUUACCAUAA
Molecule: messenger RNA, 1329 nt
Organism: Cavenderia fasciculata
Lineage: Eukaryota; Evosea; Eumycetozoa; Acytosteliales; Cavenderiaceae
Exons: 3
Coding region: 1-1329 (442 amino acids)
Source: RefSeq, a predicted model, not a curated record